Messenger RNA from Aspergillus pseudotamarii, 1694 nucleotides. RefSeq names its product Zn(II)2Cys6 transcription factor domain-containing protein. Lineage: Eukaryota; Fungi; Ascomycota; Eurotiomycetes; Eurotiales; Aspergillaceae. The coding region runs from base 177 to 1280 and encodes 367 amino acids. Gene Ontology annotation, molecular function: DNA-binding transcription activator activity, RNA polymerase II-specific; zinc ion binding. The record is from RefSeq and is a predicted model, not a curated record. Gene Ontology annotation, biological process: regulation of transcription by RNA polymerase II. The transcript is spliced from 2 exons.
CAUAGAUUGGGUUUGGCUCUAAGCUUCUAAACGUCACCUGAAGACCUGAGUCCAGGAGGUGAACGUCAUUAUCACAGCCAAUGACCAUAUCCGCCUGCUAGGCUUAGCUUGACUCAGCAACUCUUUGCGAUCCAUCACCGUACAGAUGCCGCGGAGGACGCAUAAGAAAUCGCGGAAUGGCUGCAUCGAAUUGCGAUGAAAAACGGCCAAUAUGCUCCCAUUGCAUAUCAUCGGAAAGGUUAUGCGAAUAUUCCGAAUUGACAAUUAAGGUUAUGCAGUCCAACGGGAUUAGCAGAAAGCGAACAUCCCCCCCAUCGGUAUCAACCGAGUCGUCCAUUUUUAGCCCGUCACCAGAGUCUACUUCUGCUAGCCAGGUAGAUGCGCCUGCCAAUAUGCUUCAUGCCGAGCUGUUCUACCAUCUGUUGACAGAAACCUUACCGUCUUUGUGUAAGAGUGGCAACAACGGAAGUCCUUUACACCAGGAGAUGAUUAACCACGCACUGGGUACUCCCUAUCUAAUGAAUGAGCUCCUAGCUCUCGCUGCUUUACAUCUUAGUAUCAUUCAUGACACCCAGAAAGAUUUCUAUAGGCACCAUUCGACGCAGUUACAGAACCAUGCACUUCGGAUGUUUUAUGAGACCGACUCACAUGCCACCACGGAACCACCGGUACCGGCGUUCAUGUUAUCAUCCAUGGUUGGUAUGCAUCUCCUCUGCGACAUACUGGUAUAUCAAGACCAUGACUUUCAAGCCUUCCUAGACCGGUUCAUCCAUUAUCUCCGUAUCCACCGUGGCGUCCGCACAGUCAUUGGAGGCAAUUGGGAUCGGAUCAAAGAAACAUCACUCAAGCCGAUUCUAAGGGAUGCUGAGGCAAGCUUGCAGAAUCAUACGACAGAUGGAGAGAUGUGCAACCGCCUUCUUGAACUUAUCAAAGCCUCAAAGCUAGGGCCUUCACUGAAUGAAACCUAUGAGCAAGCGAUCAAGGCUUUGCAAUCGUCAUUCAAUGCUUCACAAUCUGGUCCUGCCGUUGAUAAUAUACAGGGUGCUCUUGCCUGGCCCAUCAUGGUGACUGUGGAAUAUACCGACACGCUAGUGCACCGUAGGCCAGAAGCACUUGUUAUUCUAUCACAUUAUGCAGUUCUUCUGCAUUCCUGCCGCAAUAUGUGGCUUUUCGGUGAUGGUGGCCAAUUCUUAGUCCGGUCUAUCGACCGAUAUCUUGGGCCGCAGUGGGCGGAAUGGUUGUACUGGCCGAAUCGCGUCUUGGCUGAAUCCACAACCUAAUGUCUCGAUGGCGCCUCUUCACUCUCCGACUAGAGGACCGGGAAUUGUCCAUUUUUACAGAAUUGUAGCAAUGAAAUGCAAUGCACAAAGGCGACACGAAAUUAUUUUGCUAUCCGAGAUGCGAAAUAUAUUCGUUCAUUCAGAUUGGCCGUUGAACCGCUUUUCUUGGCUCACGAUAUGGCAGUGCAUGAGUGGUCCGUGCAUACGCGGAAUUCUCUCCCAGCUUCUUGUGCAAAUAUACAUGACCCGCAUUGCAAUGAGUGGCGCAUGUGGAUCUUUUUCCGUUUCCUCGUAUGCACGGGCCAGUAAUGCAAUGCCAUCCAUUAGAAAUCCCAGGAUACUAGAAGAAGGACCAAAUGGCUUUCCCCUGUUCGGGUCUCUCGUUCAAGUUAGAGCCUUAGUGUUAGAACCUAA